Pecten maximus is the source of this 1691-nucleotide messenger RNA. Its product is annotated as BTB and MATH domain-containing protein 38-like. Gene Ontology annotation, molecular function: protein binding. The coding region runs from base 146 to 1072 and encodes 308 amino acids. The record is from RefSeq and is a predicted model, not a curated record. NCBI's taxonomy places the organism in Eukaryota, Metazoa, Mollusca, Bivalvia, Pectinida, Pectinidae. The transcript has 3 exons.
UACACUCUCUCAAAUGGCAAAUGGAUGUUGCAUGUACGUUCUCAUUACCUGAUGUGAUUUUUGACAAACUGAUUUUUUCAUCAUGGUUGGGAAUUUGUACGUCACCGACUCCAGCCCUUCUAUGAUGUAGACACACAAACCCAGUAUGACAGAUGUACAGCAGAAUGCAGACAGUCCUAAUCCCCCUCCAGGCUCACAAGUCCUCGGAGAACCAUCCGACCAAUUUCCUCAUACCCAGAAUCAUACAACAGACUUACUUGUCCCUACCCCUGGGGAUGGUGAGACAGAAGAAGCUAAUAGCUCCCAUGUGUUACGAGACUUUACCCAGGAGGAUGAACUCAGUGAUGUGACACUGCUGGUAGAGGGGACAGAACUCCACGUGCAUCGCCAGUACCUGGCGGAGUGGUCUCCAGUGUGGAGGAGAAUGUUUCUAGGCGGAUUUCUGGAGCAGCAGGCUCGUCAGAUCCCUCUUCCCGGUAAACGUAUCAAUGAGGUUACAGAACUACUGCACUGUAUCUACCCAUCACAGAAAUCCAUUUCAGAUGAGAAUGUCCGGUUCUUGUUGGAGUUAGCAGAGGAGUACCAGAUAGAUAAGAUUAAACAUCGCUGUGAGAAUUUCCUCAUCACCCAACAGAGCAGUCUAGAAGCACUUCACCUUGCCCAAAAGUUCAGACUACGCACACUCUAUCGUCAUUGUGUCAAUUUCUCAAAGACAAAAUCUUUAAGUGUACUUGAACGUAACCCUCACUAUGCAAAACUCAGUGCAGAAACCAAAGUGGAUGUGUUAAAAGCCAAAACAGAGAUGCUGAGCGAUUAUGCCAGCAGUUUGGCAAAACAAGAGACGUCGCUGAGUCGUAAGUGUGACCUGCUAACAAUGGAACGGGACAACAUGAAAAGCAGUCUACAAGCGAUUCAUGGUAUCUGGGGAGUGCCCAAUAAACGAUGUUACAAGCAUGUGACAGACAAAGAUUUCAACUUCUCCUGUUUGGAUUGUAAUGAGAACAUAAAUCGAGAGAUCCGAGCUUUGUGUGGGAGGGGUCAGCAUCUCCGUCGCUACUUCCCACCGAAGUAGAACAAACACGGACCCGAUAUGUCCCGUUAUCAGUGAUGUUUCAUGCACACCUUUUUAUUAAAGUAGGACAGAAUUUAUCACUUUUUCUACCGUUUAAACCAAUGACAUAAUUUAAAUAUCCUAUUUAGGAAUAGCUAUUCUAGAGAUAUAUCCCCAAAAAGUACUAUAUAAUAUAGAGAAAUAUUCAGACCAAAUGAUAUAAUCCCUCAGCAUGAUACAUCUUCAACAUCUGGAAGUCAGUGGGGUCGUGAAAAAGCUUCAAACGUUUGAGGUAAUCAAGUUUAUUAUAUAUAUGUAGAAAUUUUACUCUCAGAACUGAAAUUUUCAUUAAGAUAAGCAGGGUCUUGAAUUAUCAGAGUUUGAGAUAACAAAGCUUGACUGUAGUUACGCUAUGGAGGGACAAUAUCUGGUAUUCUGAAAUUAUCUUAAGUGACUGCUGCUCACAUUGGAACCACGGCAUUAGAAAGUAUUAUAUACAGUGAUAGUGGUACGGUGCUAAAAUAUCCUGUUAAAAUUUUUAUUAAAAAAGAUAAAUAUACAACAUUUUAAUAAUAUGUAUAAACUAUCUAAUUUUAACCAUAUAUUUACUUCACUGCUGAAAUAAAUUACUUAGAAAUAG